AUAGUGGUUAAAGUAUAUUACAAAAAUAAAAGCACAAAAUAUUAUGUAUAUCUGGCAGCAUUUAUCAUUGGCUCAAUCGGUUUCAGGCGGUAUUAACUUUGGGAUAAGAAUUUAGAUAUGAAUAAAUCGUAGUAAUUGAAAAUACUUUUGCAAUACUUGCAUUACUCAUGCGUUUAUGGGUAUUUUGAUGCCAACAAUUGAAAAGUUACAUACAGAUGCCAAGUAAAGUUUCUACAAAAAUGACGGAAAAGCACACAAAUAUUUGCGCUGCUUCUGAACUGGUCGAGAUCCAACUUCCUGCUGGAUUCGCAGCUAUGGAAACUCAAGUUGCUGGUCAUACGUUUGAUACAUCAUCUUUAGGUCUUUUACAAGACAGUGGUGGUUGCGUGCUUAAACCACUAGGCAAACCGGAAUGUGGAGAACGUGAGAAAAAUUUUUAUGAAAAUCUCCAAGAAGCUGAAAAAUCAAAUGACUCAAAUGUAUUGCAGCUGCUUAGUUCAUUUGUACCAAAAUACCAUAAAACAGUGACAUUAGCUGUUAAUAACCGUCAGCACACUUUCCUGAAAAUGGAAGAUCUCACAAAAGGUAUGCGAAAACCUUGUAUAAUGGAUAUUAAAGUGGGUAAACGAACUUGGGAUCCUAUGGCAUCAGAACAAAAACGUCGUGUAGAAGAACAAAAAUAUGUACGCUGCAAACAAGUUUUGGGGCUUUGUAUUCCGGGCUUCCAGGUGUAUACGCACAAAGAUCGUAAAGUACUUCGCUUUAGCAAAGAGUAUGGUAAAAAUUUGGACUCUGAUGGUUUCCACGAGACAAUAGAACUCUUCAUAAAUGCUCAAAAUGGAGUUUUCAGACCAUUGGUUUUUGAAAUAUUAAAACAGUUAUACAGAAUACGAGAAUGGUUUAAGAUGCAGACACUAUACAAUUUCUAUGCAAGUUCCUUAUUGAUUGUAUAUGACUAUGAACACCUCGAAAAAUUCCUACCACCAAAUGAUUCACACCAAGGUAAUGGUAUUUCACAAUUGACAAAUGGUGAUUUAGAGAAUAAUGGCAGCGUAAACCUAAAUGUACAGGAAAAAACUGAAUAUAAAUCAAGUGAUGCACAUUGGGUUAAAGUAAAAAUGAUAGAUUUCGCACAUGUUUUUCCCACAACAAACCAGUCUUUAGAUACCAAUUAUAUUUUCGGAUUAGAAAAUCUAAUCGUGGUAUUCGAAGAACUAAUGAACCGAUAACAAAUUUAGCACAAUAAGCAUUCUAAAAUAUUUGGCAUAAAGACUUCCAAGAAGACUAUUGUUAUUUAUACCCCUCAAAUACACAAAAUUAUAACCCUAGUAUGUAUAUAUACAUAUGUACGUACAAAUCUUUUCGAACAAGUAUAGGUAUAUUAAUAUAAUUCAAUAUUGUUAAUAAAAAGGAGAAAAGUAUUAAUGAAUAAAAUAAUAAAUUUCCUAAUUCAACGUUUUAGUAAAAAAAAAAGUUAAAGAGCGUAAAAAAAUUAAUUUAGGAUUCAAGUAGUGAAUUCGCAGAUUAUGUUUUUACACGUUGGAACUUUUCAUCUGAAUAGCUGAAUAUGAACUGAUAUUUGUAUCCUAAAACGAAAUCACUCUUCUCAAAAAUGACACAUACUAAUGAAAACGGAAAAUUUUAGUUGAAAUAAAAUUAUUUCUAUAUAUAA
This is a messenger RNA of Bactrocera neohumeralis, 1672 nucleotides long. RefSeq names its product inositol polyphosphate multikinase (gene Ipk2). Gene Ontology annotation, molecular function: inositol-1,4,5-trisphosphate 3-kinase activity; inositol tetrakisphosphate kinase activity. The record is from RefSeq and is a predicted model, not a curated record. The transcript has a single exon. Gene Ontology annotation, biological process: inositol phosphate biosynthetic process. Gene Ontology annotation, cellular component: cytoplasm; nucleus. The coding region runs from base 216 to 1229 and encodes 337 amino acids. NCBI's taxonomy places the organism in Eukaryota, Metazoa, Arthropoda, Insecta, Diptera, Tephritidae.